AUGCAAUUACCGGCAGGAUACUCAUUUAGAAAGUUAAAACAAGAUGACCCUUCAAAUGAUUAUUUAGAAACAUUAACAGUAUUGACUACUGUUGGAGAAAUAUCAACAGAAAUGUUUACAGAUUUAUUCAACCAUUGGCAAUCUUUGCCGGAGAUAUAUCAACCACACGUAAUCACUAAUGAAAAGGGAAUAAUCGUCGCUACAGGCAUGUUGUUUAUAGAAAGAAAAGCGAUUCACCAGUGUGGAAAAGUAGGUCAUAUUGAAGAUAUUGCCGUGGCCAAAUCAGAACAAGGGAAAAAGUUGGGAUUUUCUAUGAUUACCGGCUUGACUGAAGUAGCAAAGAACAAAGCGUGUUAUAAGGUUAUCUUGGACUGUUCUCCUCAUAAUGUUAAAUUCUAUGAAAAGUGUGGAUACAAAAACGAUGGGGUUGAAAUGGUUAAAAGGUUUUAG
Debaryomyces fabryi is the source of this 450-nucleotide messenger RNA. RefSeq names its product glucosamine 6-phosphate N-acetyltransferase (gene GNA1). Gene Ontology annotation, cellular component: Golgi apparatus; endoplasmic reticulum; endoplasmic reticulum-Golgi intermediate compartment. The transcript has a single exon. Gene Ontology annotation, biological process: UDP-N-acetylglucosamine biosynthetic process. NCBI's taxonomy places the organism in Eukaryota, Fungi, Ascomycota, Pichiomycetes, Serinales, Debaryomycetaceae. The coding region runs from base 1 to 450 and encodes 149 amino acids. The record is from RefSeq and is a predicted model, not a curated record. Gene Ontology annotation, molecular function: glucosamine 6-phosphate N-acetyltransferase activity; monosaccharide binding.